Molecule: messenger RNA, 9049 nt
Organism: Dicentrarchus labrax (European seabass)
Lineage: Eukaryota; Metazoa; Chordata; Actinopteri; Moronidae
Gene: cdk19
Product: cyclin-dependent kinase 19
Exons: 13
Coding region: 152-1633 (493 amino acids)
Biological process (GO): protein phosphorylation
Cellular component (GO): mediator complex; nucleus; cytosol
Molecular function (GO): cyclin-dependent protein serine/threonine kinase activity; RNA polymerase II CTD heptapeptide repeat kinase activity; ATP binding
Source: RefSeq, a predicted model, not a curated record
AACGUCAACGAGCCAGUGAACAUUAAGCGGAGCAGACCAAAAUCCCAAACAAGGAAAUGGUGGGGGAAUAAAACGACCAGAUUAUUUAAUUAAUGCAUGUAAUAAUUAAUAUUUUAUUUUAUUGUAAAUUAAGACGUAUUUAUGGGUUAAAAUGGAUUACGACUUCAAAACAAAGCUGGCGGCCGAGAGAGAGAGAGUAGAAGAUCUGUUCGAAUAUGAAGGUUGCAAAGUGGGUCGAGGCACCUACGGGCACGUUUAUAAAGCUAAACGCAAAGACGGGAAAGAUGAGAAGGAGUAUGCACUGAAACAAAUAGAAGGCACUGGAAUAUCGAUGUCUGCCUGCAGGGAAAUCGCUCUGUUACGAGAACUGAAACACCCAAAUGUGAUCGCCCUGCAGAAAGUGUUCCUGUCCCACAGUGACAGAAAGGUUUGGCUCCUCUUCGACUACGCCGAACACGACCUUUGGCACAUCAUCAAGUUCCACCGCGCCUCUAAGGCCAACAAGAAGCCCAUGCAGCUGCCCCGAGGGAUGGUGAAGUCUCUCCUGUAUCAGAUUCUGGAUGGGAUCCAUUACCUCCAUGCCAACUGGGUGCUCCACAGGGAUCUGAAACCAGCGAACAUCCUGGUGAUGGGGGAAGGUCCUGAACGAGGAAGAGUUAAAAUCGCUGACAUGGGUUUCGCCAGACUCUUCAACUCUCCCCUCAAGCCACUGGCGGACCUUGAUCCCGUGGUGGUGACGUUCUGGUACAGGGCCCCUGAGCUUCUGCUGGGGGCGCGGCACUACACCAAAGCUAUCGAUAUUUGGGCAAUUGGCUGCAUCUUUGCGGAGCUGCUAACGUCCGAGCCCAUCUUUCACUGUCGCCAAGAAGACAUCAAAACCAGUAACCCCUUCCAUCAUGACCAGCUGGACAGGAUAUUCAGCGUCAUGGGUUUCCCUGCAGACAAGGACUGGGAAGACAUCAGGAAGAUGCCAGAGUACCCAACGCUGCAGAAAGACUUCAGGAGGACAACGUACGCAAACAGCAGCUUAAUCAAAUACAUGGAGAAGCAUAAAGUCAAACCAGACAGUAAAGUUUUUCUGUUGCUCCAGAAACUCCUCACCAUGGACCCCACCAAAAGAAUCACAUCAGAGCAGGCACUGCAGGACCCGUACUUCCUGGAGGACCCAUUACCGACCACUGAUGUCUUCGCUGGGUGUCAGAUCCCCUACCCAAAACGAGAGUUUCUAAAUGAAGACGAGCCUGAGGAGAAGACAGAAAAGAACCAGACCCAGCAGCACCAGCAGACGACAGGCCAAACUCAGGCCCAGAACCAGCAGCAGACGGCAGCCCAGCAGGCCCCCUCCCAGCAGAGCUCGGCCCAAACCAACGGCACCGCCGGAGCCACGGGGGGCACCGCCGGCGGGGGUAUGCAACACGGCCAGGACCAGGGUCCCCCCAACAAGAAGCCUCGGAUUGGGCCCUCUGGGGCCUCCUCAGGCACUGGGGUGCUACAGUCAGAAUACCAGCACUCCGGCCCCCGCCUUGGUUACCAAAGCAACGUCCAAGGUUCCACCCAGCCACAAAGCACCAUGGGAUACUCCUCGUCGUCCCAGCAAAGCUCCCAAUACUCCCACCAGACCCACCGUUACUGAGGCUCCCAGUCACUCCUGAACCAGCAGAGGGGUCAGCUCCUCCUCCUCCUCCUUCAGAGAGACGUCACCAUACACCCUUGGCUCCAUCCUGGUCGGACCUCCCUCCGUGCAUUACAUCAUUCCAACUCGACCAUCCUUCUUUUCAACCCUCCCUCGCCUCUAACCUCUUUCCCCCACAGCCUUUAAAGGCACUGGAACAUGAAGGCAAAUGAACAUAGGAACCAAAAAAAAGAAUCUAACAAGAAGUUGUGCCUCGUUGGGCUGGUGAACCGUUUUUAAAACAAGUGAAAAUAAUGUAAGAUAGGUGUGAAGGCGUCACACACAGACCUUGAACACUUACAAACGCAACCUUCUUCAGGAGGAAGAAUCGCAGCUGUGUUCAUAUAUGUACAUUAUAUAGCACCUUUUUCUAUUUGAGUUUUUUUCCUCUCUCACUUAUUUGCUAGAGUUUCCAAGUUUACCUUGAUAGUUGAUGUCAUUGUAAAUAUUGUUGCAUAUGGGAGCGAUCGGAUGAAACGAAACACAGGUGGAAAAGCCCUUUACUGUCAUCUCCAGUGGAUACCUUGGAUAAUCAAAAGAAAAAGAAAAAAGUUUGAGCUAACCCUGACCUGUUUCUACACAGAAAAAAAUCAGCUCUUCAGCUGAUGCAAUUGCAGGGAAAUAUUAAAUGCGCAAUUUAACUUAAUAUUCUUCUUAUAGGGUUUCUAUAUUUAGACCUGUCUUUAAAUAGAUUUGGAUUUGGAAAGUGAGAAGAGUAGUUGUCUUUUUACAGCUCUAAGUUGUAUAUAUUCUGAUUCACUCCGCUACCUUUAGAGAUAAGAAACAUUUGACAGCCCAGCUUUGUUUCCUCUGAUGACGCCUCUCGUUUGUGGCCAGCGGUCUUCUCGUCUGGGAGCUGCUGGUGGACACUUUGCUCUGACACCCAUCUUAUCGCGGACCCUCAAGACUUAUAAGGUUUCUGAACACGAACGUGCGCAUAAACGUACAGGGCAGCUAACAGUACGCUCACCCCCUAAUAUGCUUAUUGAGACUGUUACUGCCUGAUGUCAGAUUGUUUUUUUAAGGUUUUAAUGUUAUCAUUGUGAGAGUGUGUGUGUGAGUGUGUGUGUGUACAGUAUGUUUUUUAUGCAUGUUGUUUAUUCUUUUAGAACUGCACUGACUGCUGAACCGAUCUGCAAAGAGCUGAAACAAACGUGGGAUGAGUUUUGUCGUUCGAAGGCUCAUCCUCUCCCACUGCGACCCCGCUGGCCGAGCACUGAGCACACAGACAGCAGGUGCGUUCUUUAAUACAUGCCAAGGAGGCAGGAGCAAAAGUGAUCGACAUAAGUAUUGAUGUAAAUGUGCCGCGUGAAUCCUCAGUGCCUCUACAGAAAGUAUUAUUUUCUAUUUUGUCCUUUUCUAUCAUUUUAUACAGCGUAUACAGUAUAAUCACCUACCGGUGAUGUAAUUAAUAAGUCAAUCUGUGAGAAAGCCUUUAAAAGUAGAGGUGGAAGAAGUACACACAUUCUUUACUCAGGUAGAAGUACAAAUACUUGUGUAGAAAAAGACUUUGGUAAAAGUACUGAUUUACUUUAUUCAAGUAAGAAAAAUAAUAAUCAAUCAUUCCCUGAAAUGCAUUAAAACUCAGGUAAUAAGCCUGUUUUAAAUAAAGUAAAUUAGCUAUUCAAGUGAAGUACAGAUACCUGAAAGAACUACUUAACUACAGUGACAAAGUACUUAUAAAUGAUCUGUGGUGGAAUGUAACUAAGUACAUUUACUCAAGUGCUGCACUCAAAGGAAUAGCUCCACUUUAUAGGAAAUAUUCUUAUUCCCUUUUGACGAGAUGAGAAGAUUGAUGCUGUAUGCUCAGUAUGAAGCUACAGCCAGUUAGCUUAGCUUAGCUUAGCACGAAGCCUGCAAAGCUUGCCUGGGUCUGUCUGCCUGGGUCUGUCUGUUUCCAGUCUUUAUGCUAAGCUAAGCUUUACUUUACUUGAGUAUUUCAAUUUCAUGCUACUUUACAUUUAUACUCCACUACAUUUAUAUAAGAGAUUAAGUUACUAAUUCAUGUAUGAGGUUUUGAUACAAAACAUGAUUUAUCAAAUAAUAAAGCCCUUUUCCAGCUAUCCAGUUAUUUUAGGCUAUAGUUGACUCCUAACACAUUUAUUUAUUUAUUUUUUUAAAUGUGAAAGAAAGCCACAGGUGCACUAAGAAUAUUCUAGCCUAAUUUCAGGGCAAAUCCAUUUUUCUAAAAUCAAGUGUUAUUUUCAUACUUCUACUGCAGCGACUUACCUCAUACUUUCAUGAUGCAGUCAGUUCUUUGCACAGGUUUAUUUGUAGUAAAUAAACUAUCACGGCAAAAGAUUUGUUUGACUUGUCUUACAAAAAGAAGUUUUAGGACCCAGUUAUAGCCAGAAUUACUGCACCUCAAACAGUUGGAACAGCAAAAUGCUACUUACACAUUAAUGCAUCAAUAAUAAUAAUAAUCCAAUAAUAUGAUCUAACAGUAUGAAAUUGGCCAUUCUGCGGUGCUACUUUUACUACUUUAAGUAAAUCUAGCUGAAAAUAUUUUACUUUUACUUGUAAAGAGUAUGUUUACACUGUUGUAUGAUUAUUUUUACUUAGGUAAAGGACCAGUAUGCUUCAUCCACCACUGAGAAUAUUACAGACAACAUCCGACUUAGAACAAAUCUUCAAGGCCAAGCCUGAAAAUGAGGCUCACUUUCUACCCCCCCUUCCCCUUUUUAUUUCCCCACAACUUGCUCCAUCCUCACUGGUCCUGCUCGGUCACAUGACUGGCCGUCGUGCAGGUUGUAUUAAAGAAUGCACCCAAUGACUCCACUGUAACUGUUACUGCGUUUGCUCCACAGACGUGGGCACAGCAGCGUUGGGGGGAGCUGCAUUUGGCAGAUGUGUGGCCUGCAGUGGGAUUAGAAAACACUGACACCUUGUGGCUGAAAAGAGAACUGGACCCUGUAAAACUGCAAUUAUACAAGUUGUUAAAGCAAUUUUCACCAGAACGUGCAAACCAUGGGUGUUUUAGUGUAAAUCUGAUAUUAUUGUGUCCAGAGAUCCAGUCAUGUUUCACUGAGCGGCUUUGCUCUCAGUAAGACUGAUUAUUCAGAAGUGUGUCCUUAAGGCUUUUGGUUGUUGCAUUGAUACUAAAAUGUGCCUCAGUUCGAAGAAAGAGACUUUCUCUGAAAAAACCCCUCAGUGACUCCUCAGUGUGCCCCCAUGACUGGCUCUUUCUCUGCAGCAGCCAGGUGGAUUACAGUCCAAGCUCACUUCCAUCCAAACUGGAUCAUUUCUGCAAAAAGUUCUCAUUUUCAAUUCCUUUUCUUUUUAAAGUAAAAACAAACAUGCAGUUGGAGGAUCUUGUGGCAAGUGCAGAUGAGCUUUGCAGGAUUCAUGUCAAAUCACUUUAAUGUAAACACAACAUUACCAUAUUAUCACCUUACAGAGAGCUGAGGUCAUUGCAAGCUUAUAGUGUGCACCUGGGCUUUACUGUUCAUAUUGUAAAACAAAUCCAAACCUGCAGAUUUUCAAACUUUUAAUCUCAACUGUCUAUAAGCUAGGGAAAUAGUGUUUGUUAGAAACUGCUAAUAGUAGCUAAUAGCUAAAUAUUACAUAAACAACAAUAUACAGCAGUGCUCAAGACUGGACUGGACUGUAGUACUCAGACCCAAGACCGGACUCGAGUACUAUGGCACUGAUAUACAGAAGGAUGACAAUUUGACCACCAUUAUUUCAACAUAUGGAGUGAACCACACAUAUUUUUCUAUGUAGGAUUAUGUCGCAGGGCUGGAGUUUUAGUCGUUUGCGUUAUUACAAAAAUCUGUGAGUUUGAAGAAGUUUUCUUAUCCAAAAGUUCUGCUUUGGCUUCAGCUCUCUAUAAAAUUGAUACGGCUAAUGUAUCAGCUAAUUUAUUCUUGCAACAGGUAUACAUGGAAUAACAUGUAUUCUUUCUGGCCAUCUGAACAUGAGUCCAAUAUUCACUCUGCUUUUAGCUCUGGUUUGGUCUCCAACUCCUGAAUGUAAAUGUCUGGCUCUUUAGCUUCUAUAUAUUUCCUGAAGUACAGUAGCUAGAUGCUUACUUAGCAUGUCAGCCAUUUGGUGCUACACAGCUCGUUUUUCCUGAAAACAGCUUCCUACGGCUGUAAAUGAGGUCGAUAAGAGCGGAGUUUGUGGGCUUGAAAACCAAAACAAUGAGCUAAAAGAGUCUAAAAAGCCCAGAAGAUCUGAGGGGAACUGCAGAGUCGGGUGAUGAUUUUUUGUGGGUUUGUGACUGGAAGCCACCCCUUUUACAUUACGGGCAGUCAGUUGAUCAAUUGUUAAUGAAAACAAUAUUGAUUAGUUCAGCUUCAAAGACAAAUCCAAAAUCUGAUGUAGAUGAGCUGUUCACAGUGUACAUUGCUUUAGUUCCUUUGUUCGUUGUGUCUACUCGGCAGGCAGAUCCAGGGAGACGCAGUCUGUUCAGCUAGAAGUGAUGAUGGGGAUCAAAACCAGCAGCUAUUCAAAGGUUUUCUCCUCCCUUUAGUAUGUGUAUUUGAAGUAGCAGCGAGGAUACGUGAAGACGCUGUGUUGUAAAUUUCUCUCCACACAAGCGAGGUGUCACAAGUAUUACUGAGCGCAAGGCUCCAGCGGGAGACAAAUUACUGUCAAACAACUCCUAUGCAAAAAAAAGAAAAACAAAACCCAGAUUAAAGCUUUCACUUAGGUUGCUUAGGUUUUGCAGUUGACAGCUUUUUAUUAUGUUUUGAUGGGUGACGUGUUUUCAUUCCUUGUGUAAUAUUGAGUACAGUAGUUCAAGACAGCGCUCACUUAUGUCCUUUUUUCACAGCAUUUUGAAUUGUACUCUAAAUGAACUAUUGUAAAGAAAUGCAUAUAUAUGGAUAGUAUACAAUCAUAUUUAUUAUUUCCUUACAUCUAUGAAUAAUACCCAUUUGUAGAACUUUCCUCUGCCUUAACUAUAGUAGCUAUAGAAAGGGACCUCCGUCAGACGAAGCAGGCAUCACUAGACCGUGUUUCUUGUUAUGUUCGAGUAAUUUCCUCUCAAUGCGCUCACAUGAAAUUAUGUCUAGUUACUGAAUGUGUUAACGCCACCUCAAUGUACAGUAGAAUGAAGGCGACGCCACCGUUUGGGAUCACUCGCCGGCUUCUCGUGGUUGGUUUGUGUCACGCAGAUAUUCCACAGUGUCACUGUUUUUACAGGAAUGAUAAUGAUCCACGUUUUUAUUUGUGUGGAUGGUGCCUUUUUCUAGUCGUUCAUCUUCUGACGAUGUCAUGGGAAUUUGUUCAGGAUUUCUGUUUUUUUAUAUAUAUAUAUUAUUUUGAGUUGUUUGUAUUUUCACACCGCCUCUGUUAGCUCUUUGGGUCUAUGUCCUCUUUUUUUUCCUCAUUACUAUGUAGCAUAUUGUUAUUUACACAAUGUGGAAGCUAGCAGCUAUAUAUAUAUUAUUUCAGUUCAUUGUGUCUCAACUCUGAAGACUGCAAACAAUCCUGAUGGAGGAUUGGCUCUUGUUUUCUCCUCUAAUAGAUAUUGUCCUCACACAAUACUGAAGCGCAGUCAUAAGUAUGUUUUGAAAAUGCUGUACAUAAAAAACACAUUUUAAGAAUUUCUCAUUGAGAUAUUGACACGAUAAUUGUCUUUUAAUGCACUGUUGUUGCUCAGAUAUUUAGUGGUAAAUAAAAAAAAGUAUUUAAUGUUUUUUAAUGUCUUGCUUUAGACACUAAAGUUCUGGCAGUGCUAUGAAAGUUAUAUGGCAGAUGACGCUCAUCUGUGUGUGUAGAUAUGGACUGACACACAUUAGUACACGCCUAUAUGAAAUCUAGUGCACCUCUAGGCUGCUCUCUCCUUUUUGAUAGUAUUGCAUGUGCCUGUCUUUUCCAAUGGAGAAUGUAAGCACUUGUCGUCGCCCUCUCUCUCAGCAGUUUGUACAGACAGACAGACAGAUGCUCCAUCUGCAAGUCAGAGUCGAUGCCUUCAAUGCCCUUUGUGCCAUUCAAAUAACAAGCCUUGUUCGGCUUAUGUCACAAAAUGUGGUAACAAUAAUCCUCCCAUCAGAGCAUCUUCUCAUAAACGGUUCCCUGUUGUGGAAGAAAUUUAAUGUUGUGCUCUUACAGAAAACAAAAUCUUGUGAUUUAAACAUUUUUUAAAGGUGCUGUAAGUGAAAUCAACUUCUUGUCCCUACUUGCAGUUAGCGGUCCCCUCCUUCCUCCCCACAUCACCACUCUGAAACUCUGCUGCCUGCCUUUAAGGACCGCCUCUGCCUUUUCCCCCAAGGCAGUGAGGGCUGGUUUGGAGCCAGUUUCUAAUCUCAAACCAGUUAUUUACAUUUCAACAUCCAAAGAACCGGUUCUUGUCAGCAAAACAGGUUCCAACGCGGGACCAACACUUUGCUAGUUUAGAACCAAGAACCGCUUCCAACCAGCAGUAUAUUUAUUAGCUGUUACCACAGAUGUUAUAAAUGUAACAUUGAGCUAGCUGGCUAGCUAGUUAGCUGUUUGUCAGCUAACAUUGACUAAGCAAGACUGGCUACUAAUUUCUCUCAUUAGUGUUUAAUUUGUAACAUUAUUCAUAACUGUGAUGUAAUGCUCGAGGUUAGUAACACUGACGUGAGCAAUUAGCAGCGAUGCGUGCUUGGGUCAUGUUAGUUGACCAGCAGCUAGCUAGCUAGUGAGCUAGCAUAACCCUUGGUUACAAUAGCUAACAUUGGAGACGUGUACAGGGACGUAAUGACGUGGCUCUCUAGCAAACCGGUUCUUAGAAGUUUUUCGAGUUGAACCAACUCUGGACCGGCACCCAGAACUAGCCUAGGUUCUCAUUGGUGGAAAAAAGGUAUUUUGUGGAGUUCUCUCUGCUGAUUGGAUAAAGUGGGGACAGGAUACCAGAGAAUGUAUUCUGUUUACUGCAGGAAGGAGGGACUUAGAGACCCAUGUCACUGACUGAACACUAUAUAUCAGUGAUGGCUGUCGGAAUGUAGAGCUAUGUAACUCUUAUUUUAACAAACACCACUUACAGCAGCUUUAAUAGAUCUACAUGUACUUAACCCCCCUGAAGCUCUCAGUGAGAUGCAUCAGCAGGAUGCUUUGCAGAUUGGGGUGUCUGUCUACUCUUCUACAUUCUCCCUGUAUUAUAUGUAUGAAUGUGUGUGAGUGUGUUUGUAUGUGUGUGUGUGUGUGUGUGUGUGUGUGUGUGUGUGUGCAAAGGUUUGAAAUAAACGUAUGGCCUCAAUGUAUUGUCUUUUCAUAGCAUUUACAGAUAAGGCAGCAAUAGCUCAGCGCAGGAAAAUCAAAAAAAAGAAAAAGAAAACAUUUAUUUAGCUGCUUUUAGCAAACUUGUCCAAAUUUCACUGUAUAAAUGACUGUUAAAUGAGAAGAAAGUCAUGUAUAUUUAUUUUAUAUCCUCUAUUAUAAUAAAAAUCUCUUUUGUCUCAGUCA